AUGACCUGCGCCUUCCUCCCGUACUGCGCGUACUGCCUCGUCCUCUACUACGGCGCGCCCCGCUGCUCCAUCGACGCCUCCGGCCUCGUCUCGUUUGUCUUUUACAUGCAGUCGCUCUUCGCCGCCUUCACCUCGAUCGGCAACAUCUACACCGCCCUCGCCCAGGCCGUGGGCGCGGCCGACAAGGUGCUCAAGUGGAUCGAGCGGGAGCCGCAGCUGCCGCCGCAGCCGGAGCCUCUCGCCCCGCAAACUUGCCGCGGCGACCUCAAGCUGUGCGACAUCCGCUUCCGGCGCGCCGCCGCGUGGGCCCG
Messenger RNA from Emiliania huxleyi CCMP1516, 311 nucleotides. RefSeq lists its product as hypothetical. Gene Ontology annotation, molecular function: ABC-type transporter activity; ATP binding. The record is from RefSeq and is a predicted model, not a curated record. The annotation marks the transcript as partial. The transcript has 2 exons. Lineage: Eukaryota; Haptophyta; Isochrysidales; Noelaerhabdaceae. Gene Ontology annotation, biological process: transmembrane transport. Gene Ontology annotation, cellular component: membrane.